AUGGAUAUGAGAGAAGCGAUGAAGAAGCAAAACGAAGUCGUGAUGUUCCUUGCGAAGCACGUAUUCGCUUCAGAGGCCACACACUCUAACAUCGUCUUCUCGCCUGCCUCAAUAUACUCUGCUCUCACUUUGGUGGCUUCUGGUCCAGGCGAUCCUUAUCAGAUCCUCUCCUUGCUGAAGUCUUCUUCAACCGAUGAGCUCAACGCCGUCUUCACCGAGAUCCUUUCCGUCGUCUAUGCUGGCGGUAGCGCCGCCAAUGGCGGACCGGAGAUCUCGUCGGUCAAUGGCGUCUGGAUUGAGCAAUCGCUCUCGAUUGAUCCUAAGUUCAAGGAUCUUUUCGAGAAUUUCUUCAAAGCUGCUUUCGGUUGCGUAGAUUUCCGAUCAAAAGUAAGUUUCCCUUUAUAG
Microthlaspi erraticum is the source of this 405-nucleotide messenger RNA. The record is from the annotation of a GenBank genome assembly. NCBI's taxonomy places the organism in Eukaryota, Viridiplantae, Streptophyta, Magnoliopsida, Brassicales, Brassicaceae.